Molecule: messenger RNA, 1440 nt
Organism: Oryza brachyantha (malo sina)
Lineage: Eukaryota; Viridiplantae; Streptophyta; Magnoliopsida; Poales; Poaceae
Product: probable purine permease 11
Exons: 2
Coding region: 119-1279 (386 amino acids)
Cellular component (GO): membrane
Molecular function (GO): purine nucleoside transmembrane transporter activity
Source: RefSeq, a predicted model, not a curated record
UUCUACUCUUUUUAUUCCCCCGUGCCGCCGUGCGGCGCCACGGCCUCAUCUUCUCAUCUCCGUAUCAGCUGUCUCUCCACCACUCCGCUUGCCUCGGAUCACGCGGGACCACGACAGCAUGGCCGGCGAUGGCGGCAAAAACAUCAGCGACGACGGUGGCGACGGGGAAGAAGUCCAGAUACAAAUCGCAGGUUCACCCAAAGCUGAAACUUGCUCAACUCUUGAACUACCUAGACAGAACUCUCCUGUCAAGAAUUGGCAUUGGCGGUUGAUGGUAGGAGUUAAUAUAUUCUUCCUUAUUGCCGGUCAGACAGCAGCUACACUUCUUGGGAGGUUCUACUACAAUCAAGGCGGGAAUAGCAAGUGGAUGUCCACAUUCAUCCAAACUGCUGGCUUUCCGGUUUUGUUUGUUCCCCUAUAUCUUUUCCGUUCAAAGAUGCCUUCUACUCAAACAGCCACUACUAAUCCUGGCCCUAAAACUUCUGUUACCAAACUUACUCUGAUAUAUGUUUCACUGGGCCUCAUCCUUGCUGCAGAUGACUUGAUGUAUUCCUAUGGCCUACUAUAUCUUCCUGUCUCAACGUAUUCGCUCAUCUGUGCUAGUCAGCUUGCCUUCAAUGCUGUCUUCUCAUAUUUCCUCAAUGCCCAAAAGUUCACCCCUCUGAUUUUUAAUUCUGUAGUCCUUCUUACCUUUUCUGCUUCACUCCUUGGAGUUGACCAAGAUUCUCAAGGAACUACUAGUAUCUCACAUGGGAAGUACAUUUUGGGUUUCGUAUUGACACUCGGGGCUUCAGCUACAUACGCUCUCCUUCUCUCCCUGAUGCAAGUCACAUUUGAGAAGGUUAUUAAGAGGGAGACCUUCUCUGUCGUGUUUAACAUGCAGAUAUAUACAGCUCUUGUGGCAACAUUGGCUUGUCUUGUUGGGUUAUUUGCAAGUGGUGAAUGGGCCACUUUGCAUGGAGAGAUGCAUGCAUUCUACUCUGGGAAGCUGUCAUAUGUAAUGACGCUGCUGUGGACUGCUAUAUCAUGGCAGGUAGCAUCAGUUGGAGUGGUGGGGUUGAUCUUCGUGGUGUCAUCAUUGUUUUCAAAUGUGAUAAGCACCCUAGCUCUGCCCAUCAUUCCUGCUUUUGCUGUGAUUUUCUUUCAUGACAAGAUGGAUGGAGUAAAGAUUAUAGCUAUGCUGAUGGCCAUUUGGGGAUUUAUUUCAUACGGCCACCAAUUGUACAAUGAUGACAAGAAAACUAGAAAGACUUCAGUCAGUUUAGUGGAAACUUCUUAACCAUCACAAUGGUGUCAAACCUGCCAUACUUAAUGGUUCCGAGUAAGGUACUGUAGUUAUUAGGAAGUCCAUCAAAGAAAUUUCAUUUUUGCAUAUAUUGUAUUGCCUACUCUGAUGUAAGGAUGUGUCAUGGAAGAAAAUAAAGUUUAUGGCAAUCCCAA